AUGUUAGUCCAAAGACCACAAUCCGCCCUGGUGACCCGAGAUCCUCGCCCCAGACCCCGGCCUCUCUGCUCCUCCCUCCUCAACGGUCUCGAGUGCUACGACGAAACCUGCCCCGCAUCCCAUGAUCCCAAACUCAUAAAGAGCAGGCGCUGCAGCUACGGCCACAGAUGCUGGUAUCUGGAGAGAGGAGAGUGUAGCAAGUUCCACACGGCGACAGAACGUUACCUAGCCGCGCGGAAGAUGAUGGAGAUAGGGUUAUCUGGCGGCUUUGUGCUGAACACGGCCCAGAAGGACGGCGUUACGGCCUUUGGCGAUUGGUACGGUAUCCGGAAUACCGAAGUGAUUGCGAGCUUCAACUGCUUGAGGGGAGGAGGACUAGCGGUGCCAGGUCUACCACCGGCCUUUGUCCGCCCAACAACACCUGUUCGUUUCGACACAAGAGACAUGCACCUCCGCAACAUAUCCCCCUGGCACGCACCAGAAGCCCCCAAAUUCCAACCUCUCGCCCAGGCCCUCCGCGUCCGCCGCCCAGACAUGAGCCUCCUAUCGGGCUUCCACAUCGUCACGACAGCCGGCUGCCUCCGCCGCCUCACCAACUUCCUCGACGGCGAAAACCACCGCGUCGGCGAGCGCACGCAGCGUCUCGACAUCGAGGUGCGCGAGGACACCGUCUUCAUAGGCCGGUGGGAGGACGACGCACGGAAUCACAUGCACACGGGGUACGGGAAGCAGUUUGAGGAGCUAGCCACGUCGUAUGAUGCGUUAUUACCCGACCUGAGGGAUACGUUGAGCAGCCACGUGGCCAUGGCCUAUGACAUGGGCGAUUUGAAGUUGGUCGUGCAGGCCGAGGUGGAUGCUAUUUGCUGCAAGUGCCAUACGUCUUCGAAGGGGCCCUGGGGUGCUCCGGAGACGCCUUCGACGCUUCCGAAGCGGCGGUUGUCGAGUGGGCGGUUCGACGUGCUCUCCCUCGAUACGGGGAACGGAGAAGGAGAAGAGGAGGAGCAUUACGGGGCCGUGACGACCGCCAAGGAGGGCACAAGGAUCCUGCACACGGGGAGACAGGUCGAACCAUCCUGCUGCAUCGAGAUCAAGACCCGAACAGAAAAGGCCCUCCACAGACCCUCCUCACCAGAUUUCAUGGCCCAGCUCUACUUCCAGCGCACGUCCAAAGUCUUCCUCGCUCUCCACAGAAACGGCUGCUUCAGCCCCGAGGAGAUGUGGCAGUGGGACGCUGCCAAGGCCGUGAGCAAGUGGGAGGCGGAUAACCAAGUACUGCUGGCUAGGCUCGUGAAGCUAUUGGAGGACGUGAGGUCAAGAGCUGUUGAGGUGGCCGAGAAGGCGGGGGGUCAGUGUAGGAUGGCGCUUGUGCUGGGGCGUGACGCAUCGCAGGAGGGGAGGAGGGAUUGGAAGGCGACGUUGUAUGAGAGGGAAGGGUCGGAAUCGAUGCUGCCCGAGGAUCUGUGA
This is a messenger RNA of Scedosporium apiospermum, 1464 nucleotides long. RefSeq lists its product as uncharacterized. The transcript is spliced from 2 exons. Bases 1 to 1464 code for a protein of 487 amino acids. The record is from RefSeq and is a predicted model, not a curated record. Lineage: Eukaryota; Fungi; Ascomycota; Sordariomycetes; Microascales; Microascaceae.